CAGUGACCGACACAACAGACAUGACAGUCAUGACUGACACAACAGACAUGACAGUCGUGACCGACACAACAGACAUGACAGUCAUGACCGACAUAACAACAGUGACCGACGCAGCAGGCAUGACAGUCGUGACCGGCACAACAGACAUGACAGUCGUGACCGGCACAACAGACAUGACAGUCAUGACCGACACAACAGACAUGACAGCAGCGACCGACACAACAGACAUGACAGCAGUGACCGACACAACAGACAUGACAGUCAUGACCGACAGAACAGACAUGACAGCAGUGACCGACACAACAGACAUGACAGUCAUGACUGACACAACAGACAUGACAGUCGUGACCGACACAACAGACAUGACAGUCAUGACCGACAUAACAACAGUGACCGACGCAGCAGGCAUGACAGUCGUGACCGGCACAACAGACAUGACAGUUGUGACCGACACAACAGACAUGACAGUCAUGACCGACACAACAGACAUGACAGCAGUGACUGACACAACAGACAUGACAGUCAUGACCGACACAACAGACAUGACAGCAGUUACCGACACAACAGACAUGACAGUCGUGACCGACACAACAGACAUGACAGUCAUGACCGACACAACAGACAUGACAGCAGUGACCGACACAACAGACAUGACAGCAGUGACCGACACAACUGACAUGACAGUCAUGACCGACACAACAGACAUGACAACAGUGACUGACACAACAGACAUGACAGUCGUGACCGACACAACAGACAUGACAGUCAUGACCGACACAACAGACAUGACAGCAUUGACCGACACAACAGACAUGACAGUCAUGACCGACACAACAGACAUGACAGUCGUGACCGACACAACAGACAUGACAGUCGUGACCGACACAACAGACAUGACAGUCAUGACCGACACAAUAGACAUGACAGUCAUGACCGACACAACAGACAUGACAGUCGUGACCGAGACAACAGACAUGACAGUCAUGACCGACACAAUAGACAUGACAGUCAUGACCGACACAACAGACAUGACAGUCUUGACCGGCACAACAGACAUGACAGUCAUGACCGACACAACAGACAUGACAGUCAUGACCGACACAACAGACAUGACAGUCGUGAUCGACACAACAUACAUGACAGCAGUGACCGACACAACAGACAUGACAGCAGUGACCGACACAACAGACAUGACAGUCAUGACUGACAGAACAGACACGACAGCAGUGACCGACACAACAGACAUAACAGUCAUGACUGACACAACAGACAUGAGUCAUGACCGACACAACAGACAUGACAGUCAUGACCGACACAACAGACAUGGUAGCAGUGACCGAUGCAGCAGGCAUGACAGUCGUGACCGACACAACAGACAUGACAGUCGUGACCGACACAACAGACAUGACAGUCGUGACCGACACAACAGACAUGACAGCAGUGACCAACACAGCAGGCAUGACAGUCGUUACCGACACAAUUAUUAACGGACAUGACAACAGUGACCGACACAACAGACAUGACAGCAGUGACCGACACAACAGACAUGACAGUCAUGACAGACAGAACAGACAUGACAGCAGUGACCGACACAACAGACAUGACAGUCAUGACUGACACAACAGACAUGACAGUCGUGACCGACACAACAGACAUGACAACAGUGACCAACACAACAGACAUGACAGCAGUGACUGACACAACAGACAUGACAGUCGUGACCGACACAACAGACAUGACAGUCAUGACCGGCACAACAGACAUGACAGUCAUGACUGAUACAACAGACAUGACAAUCAUGACCCAUACAACAGACAAAGCACCAGUGACCGACGCAGCAGGCAUGACAGUCGUGACCGACACAACAGACAUGACAGUCGUGACCGACACAACAGACAUGAGAGUCGUGACCGACACAACAGACAUGACAGCAGUGACCGACGCAGCAGGCAUGACAGUCGUGACCGACACAACAGACAUGACAGCAGCGACCGACACAACAGACAUGACAGCAGUGACCGACACAACAGACAUGACAGUCAUGACCGACAGAACAGACAUGACAGCAGUGACCGACACAACAGACAUGACAGUCAUGACUGACACAACAGGCAUGACAGUCGUGACCGACACAACAGACAUGACAGUCAUGACCGACAUAACAACAGUGACCGACGCAGCAGGCAUGACAGUCGUGACCGGCACAACAGACAUGACAGUCGUGACCGGCACAACAGACAUGACAGUCAUGACCGACACAACAGACAUGACAGCAGCGACCGACACAACAGACAUGACAGCAGUGACCGACACAACAGACAUGACAGUCAUGACCGACAGAACAGACAUGACAGCAGUGACCGACACAACAGACAUGACAGUCGUGACCGACACAACAGACAUGAAAGUCGUGACCAACACAACAGACAUGACAGUCGUGACCGACACAACAGACAUGACAGUCAUGAACGACACGACAGACAUGACAGCAGUGACCGACGCAGCAGGCAUGACAGUCGUGACCAACACAACAGACAUGACAACAGUGACCGACACAACAGACAUGACAGCAGUGACCGACACAACAGACAUGACAGUCGUGACCAACACAACAGACAUGACAACAGUGACCGACACAACAGACAUGACAGCAGUGACCGACACAACAGACAUGACAGUCGUGACCGACACAACAGACAUGAGAGUCGUGACCGACACAACAGACAUGACAGCAGUGACCGACACAACAGACAUGACAGUCGUGACCGACACAACAGACAUGAGAGUCGUGACCGACACAACAGACAUGACAGCAGUGACCGACACAGCAGGCAUGACAGUCGUGACCGACACAACAGACAUGACAACAGUGACCAACGCAGCAGACAUGACAGCAGUGACCGACAAGUGAGCGAUUGGAUUCAGAAUCUGUCUAGUGAAGACCUUGAUGAUGUUCAACCCUUGAACCAAGGAGAAAACCGUCAGAGUGGAUUUCCUAUGGAUCGGGCAAAAUUCCAGAGGCGAGUCAUUCAUUUGUCGCUGGAUAUGAGGACCUCUUUGCAAACUCUUACUGGCUCUACACCAAGUGACAAUGAUAUAUCAAUUCAACAGCUGGACUCUAUGGGGGAUGCAGAGGCAUUUGAAAAUGAAUUGGCAACACCUUCUUUUCGCUAAGAAAUGACAGAAAAAUUUGUCCACAUAGGUGGAAUUUCAGUGAAGGAUAUGAUAUCAAAGGUAUUGUGCAGCAUUAUGUUGAAGAAGUUGAUGUGUAAGUACAUGUAUGGACAACAGGGCAGAGUGGCUUUUAAAAAUACAAGAUUGUGCAGUGUCAUCACAGACUGUUAUGAAGAAAUUCAGAGAUGUGAGUUUAACAGAAAUACAGAAGAUGAUUGCAACAAAAUUGUGUAAUGCCCCCAAACUGAAGUAAAGUGGAAACUAAAUCUUGUAGGGUAGUGGGCAAAUAGUGAGGCUGGGUCAGGGGAUACCAUAUAAUCAGGUAACCAGACAUUUUUUAGGGCUUUGGCCUAUAAAUUCUUGUAGAACUACACUAUUAGAAACCUGUCCUUACUGUGAAAACUGUUCUAUGAUCUGUCCAACAGUGUGGUUAGACUCAGUGACUGUUGAUACCCACAUUUUUAUUCCAGGUACGGUGUGCAAAAAAUGUAGCAAGAAGAUAUGUGUAUUCUCAAAGCAUGAACAGAAAUUUGUAUUAGUAAUUAAAAGCCACACCUGUAAGAUCAAGGCAUACUGUGUAGAACAGUCCUUAGGUUAGGGCUGAGGAGGUAAAACUAAAAUCUGAAAUCUGCCACAAAAUGGUUGUUGAUAAUGAAACUGGCUUUAUAAUGCUAUCCAACAGCUCAGCUGGAGUCAGAGUCAAUGUAAUUUUACUGACUCCUGCCUCCUUUCACCCACUAUUGUUGUGACUUGACUGCAGGCCUGCCAUGAAUACCAGCAAAUUGUAAAAAUGAUGAUGUACAGUAUUGUAUUGUGGCUUUUCUUUCUCCUGAUGGAUAUUAAAUUUACACAGUAUUAUAUUGUAUUGUGGCUUUUCUUUCUCCUGAUGGAUAUUAAAUUUACAUAGUAUUAUAUUGUAUUGUGGCUUUUCUUUCUCCUGAUGGAUAUUAAAUUUACAUAGUAUUAUAUUGUACUGUGGCUUUUCUUUCUCCUGAUGGAUAUUAAAUUUACAUAGUAUUAUAUUGUACUGUGGCUUUUCUUCCUCCUGAUGGAUAUUAAAUUUACAUAGUAUUAUAUUGUACUGUGGCUUUUCUUUCUCCUGAUGGAUAUUAAAUUUACAUAGUAUUAUAUUGUACUGUGGCUUUUCUUUCUCCUGAUGGAUAUUAAAUUUACAUAGUAUUAUAUUGUACUGUGGCUUUUCUUCCUCCUGAUGGAUAUUAAAUUUACACAGUAUUAUAUUGUACUGUGGCUUUUCU
This is a messenger RNA of Eriocheir sinensis (Chinese mitten crab), 4430 nucleotides long. Its product is annotated as dentin sialophosphoprotein-like. The coding region runs from base 21 to 1487 and encodes 488 amino acids. The record is from RefSeq and is a predicted model, not a curated record. The transcript has 2 exons. Lineage: Eukaryota; Metazoa; Arthropoda; Malacostraca; Decapoda; Varunidae.